AUGUCGACACUCCUCCGCCGCCCAGGCAACCUAGCGCGCCUAUCCCGACCCUGCCUCAACGUUGCCACGAGGGCACCACGCACAUUACGCACACGAGCACCGAUACCACAAUGCAUAUAUACCCAGCAACGAGUGCGGAGGUUUGCGACCGGGCCCCCGGAGGAGCCCAAGGAGAAGAAGGAUGACGAGCCAGCGAAGAAGGACGGCACGCCUCACAAGCCUGAGUUCAGAUUGUCUGGAAAGAAGGAGGGAGAGCCUCAAAUGGCCAAACUUACGCCAGAGGAGGAGAAGAUGCUGGAUCAACUAGUCUCGUUCGUGUCGAUGGGCGUCCCCAAGUCACAGAAGCAGAACAUCAAGGAGGCAAUGGACGAGAUUAAGCGCACUGGAAUACCACCAGAGCUGCGACAGGAGAUGGACAAGCUGGAGAGAGGCGAGAAGCUGGAUCUGGCCACCGCGGCCAAGAUCUCGCGGUUAACAACCAAUAUGGCACGCAAGGCGGCGGACCAACAUCAGCAGAAGUUCAAGGACGGCUCCGAGGAACCACAGCAAAAGUCGGGUGCACACGACCCAGGCCCAGGCAAGGGAUCCAAGGGUGGCGCUGGCGGAGCUGGUGGACCAGUGGGGCCCAUGUUCGGCGGCGGUAUGGACACCAACACGAUCCUCAUCAGCGCCUUCCUCGCAUACCUCACAUACAAGACCAUCUUCCCGAGCGAAAACUCCAAGGAGAUAACAUGGCAGGAGUUCCGAACGACCUUCCUGGACAAGGGUCUGGUGGAGAAGAUCGUCAUCUUGAACGGCAACAGAGCGAAGGUCUACCUGCACCGCGAGGCCGUAUCGUCCAUGUACCCCGACUCGCCUUCCGUAAACCAGAAUUUCUACUACUACUUCACAAUUGGUUCCGUCGAGGCCUUUGAGCGCAAGAUGGACGACGCGCAGUAUGAGCUAGGCAUCCCAAGCUCCGAACGCAUACCCGUGGCAUACUCGAGCGAGAUCUCCUGGUUCGGCACCUUCUUGUCCUUCGGUCCCACCAUCCUCGUCCUUGGUGCGCUCUUCUACUUUACAAGACGUGCGGGAGGCGGCGCUGGCGGAGGCGGUGGUGUGUUCGGCAUGGGUAAGAGUCGCGCCAAGAAGUUCAACCACGAGACGGACGUCAAGGUCAAGUUCUCAGAUGUCGCCGGUAUGGACGAGGCCAAGCUAGAGAUCAUGGAGUUCGUCUCUUUCCUCAAAGACCCCAGUCGAUUCCAGAAGCUCGGCGCCAAGAUCCCUCGUGGUGCUAUCUUAUCUGGAUCCCCGGGUACUGGUAAGACGCUUCUUGCCAAGGCGACCGCAGGAGAGUCCGGCGUUCCUUUCUUCAGUGUCAGUGGUUCUGAGUUCGUCGAGAUGUUCGUCGGUGUUGGUGCAUCGCGUGUCCGCGACUUGUUCGCCAAUGCGCGCAAGAGUACGCCUUGCAUCAUCUUCAUUGACGAAAUCGACGCUAUUGGUCGUGCCCGAUCGAAGCAGAACUUCGGCGGUGGCAACGACGAGCGCGAGGCUACUCUCAACCAGAUCCUGACAGAGAUGGACGGAUUCAACACCACUGAGCAAGUUGUUGUGUUGGCUGGUACUAACCGACCUGAUGUAUUGGACAAAGCGCUUAUGAGACCUGGUCGUUUCGACAGGCACAUCAGCAUCGACAAGCCUACCAUGGACGGACGAGGACAGAUCUUCGGUGUCCAUCUGGCGAAGAUUGUCACCAACGAAGACAUGGAAUUCUUGAAGGGUAGGCUAGCAGCUUUGACACCGGGCUUCUCUGGUGCCGACAUUGCCAACUGUGUCAACGAAGCUGCUUUGAUUGCUGCCCGUGCUAAUGCCGAGACUGUUGCCAUGGUACACUUCGAGCAAGCCAUCGAGCGUGUCAUCGGAGGUCUCGAGAAGAAGUCCCUCGUCCUGAAGCCCGAGGAGAAGAAGACCGUCGCCUACCACGAGGCCGGCCACGCUAUCUGCGGUUGGUACUUCAAGUGGGCCGACCCUCUCCUGAAGGUCUCCAUCAUUCCCCGUGGCCAAGGCGCUCUUGGAUACGCCCAGUACCUCCCCAACGGCGACACAUACCUCAUGAACGUCAACCAGCUGAUGGACCGCAUGGCCAUGACACUAGGUGGCCGUGUGUCUGAAGAGCUCCACUUCGACACCGUCACCUCCGGCGCAUCCGACGACUUCCGCAAGGUGACCGCCAUGGCCACCGCCAUGGUCAGCAAAUGGGGCAUGAGCAAGAAGAUCGGAUACAUCUACUUCGAAGACGGCGAGGGCCAACAACUCACCAAGCCCUUCUCCGAAGACACCGCCAAGAACAUCGACAUGGAGGUCAAGCGCAUCGUCGACGAAGCCUACAAGCAAUGCAAGGACCUCCUCACCGAGAAGAAGCACGAAGUCGGCCUCGUAGCAGAGGAGCUCCUCAAGAAGGAGAUGCUCGGCCGCGAAGACAUGAUCAGGCUACUUGGACCCCGUCCCUUCGAGGACAGCCAAGAUUUCCACAAGUACUUCUCUGGUGAGUAUGGCAAGGCGCCUGGAUACAUCGAGCCGCAAGGCAACGAUGGUGUCAAGGGCCCAUUGGUUCCUCCCAGCCCAGCGACUUUCAAGGACCUGGAUGCCAGGAGGUGA
Molecule: messenger RNA, 2637 nt
Organism: Alternaria ventricosa
Lineage: Eukaryota; Fungi; Ascomycota; Dothideomycetes; Pleosporales; Pleosporaceae
Gene: YTA12
Product: Mitochondrial inner membrane m-AAA protease component
Exons: 2
Coding region: 1-2637 (878 amino acids)
Biological process (GO): mitochondrial protein processing; protein-containing complex assembly
Cellular component (GO): membrane; m-AAA complex
Molecular function (GO): metalloendopeptidase activity; ATP binding; ATP hydrolysis activity
Source: RefSeq, a predicted model, not a curated record